Antechinus flavipes (yellow-footed antechinus) is the source of this 1111-nucleotide messenger RNA. RefSeq names its product transmembrane protein 54 (gene TMEM54). The transcript has 6 exons. Lineage: Eukaryota; Metazoa; Chordata; Mammalia; Dasyuromorphia; Dasyuridae. The coding region runs from base 203 to 868 and encodes 221 amino acids. The record is from RefSeq and is a predicted model, not a curated record.
CCUUGGCUUACAGAGGCGGGAAGAGGGCGCUGGCCCGCGGACGUCCAGCCGGACCACCCCCCUGGGCCGCUGGGGCUAGGCUGGGGCUGGCGAGCGGUGGUAUGUGGAUGGCCAUGGGGCCUCGGGGAGGUCCCCGGGAAGAGGAGCCUCAGUAAGGCAGAGCCCAGCAAGGAGCCUGGGACCCUCGCCCGUAGGAACCACGAUGUGUCUGCGACUGGGUGGCCUGAGCUGCAGUGAUUACAAGAAGGUUCUGAUGAAGACUGGCCUGGUGCUUCUAGUUCUGGGGCACAUCAGCUUCAUCACGGGUGCUUUGCUGCACGGCACAGCUCUGCGUUAUGUCACAGACACCCAGGAUGCCAUCUCGCUGCAGUAUGCCGUCUCCAACAUCCUGGCCGUCACCUCGGCCAUCUUGAUCAUUGCCUGUGGGAUCACAGUCAUUGUGCUGUCCAGAUUCUUCUCCCUCACCUCUCUGCGAUGGACAGUGUUUGCUGCCAGUGUAACCAGUGCCCUCUUCUCCCUGGUCUGCUCCCUUGGACUCCUGGCAUCUAUUGCCAUCACCUUCGCCAACCAGGGCCGGUCACUGCUCGCCACCUGCUCCUUCAGUAACUCCGAGCUCCUCUCCUUGACACCGGAUUGCCCCUUUGAUCCCACCCGAAUCUAUAGCUCCACCCUCUGUCUCUGGGCCAUCUCCUUGACACUUUGUGUGGCUGAAAGUGCCUUUGCUGUGCGGGCAGCCCAGCUCACUCACCAGUUGCUGGAACUGAGGCCCUGGUGGGGGAAGACGAAUCAGUUGAUCACAGAAAACUCAAGUCUUUCUGAUGGCCGAGACCUGCUCAGCUGCUCCAGCUCAGAGCCCGCCUUCCCCUGAGAGACUGAUCGGCUCCCGGACGCUGGAAUCCCGGCCCCCUGGAGGGGGUCGCACCUCCCCUGGGCAGACGUGCAGCCCGUCUCUUGGAAGGAGCCGACAGGCGCCAGGAGCCUCCCCAGCCCAUCCUGCAUCUGAAGCCUGCCUGCUCCCCACAGCCACCACUCCCAGCCCGUGGCCGCUCUGGCCCAGGGCACGGCACUGAGACAAGACUUUAUUCUGAAGUUAUUAAAAAGAACAAAGUAA